Messenger RNA from Batrachochytrium dendrobatidis JAM81, 1473 nucleotides. RefSeq lists its product as uncharacterized. Gene Ontology annotation, biological process: proteolysis. Bases 1 to 1473 code for a protein of 490 amino acids. The record is from RefSeq and is a predicted model, not a curated record. NCBI's taxonomy places the organism in Eukaryota, Fungi, Chytridiomycota, Chytridiomycetes, Rhizophydiales. Gene Ontology annotation, molecular function: aspartic-type endopeptidase activity. The transcript has 5 exons.
AUGCACCAAACUCAAACCAUUUUCAUCACACUACUCGAUACAAUGUUGAUUACUCUAGAAUGCAUUCUACUUGCGUUACAGACGGUUGCUGCAGUUCGAGUUUCAUUACAUUCACCGAUUGGAAUUGACAGUCAAUCAAGCAAUAGGCUAUCAAAACGAUCACCCGUUGAAUUGGAUGGUGAUGUUAACAAAUGUUUCACAAUGAAAUUUAAUGUCGAUGGAGUCAAUUUGGGUUUACGAGUCGAUUCAGAUGUCUCUGAUAUGAUCGUACCACUUCCUAGUUCAAGCAGAGAUGUAGGUUUGGCUCCAGAAAGUACUCCGAAUGGAGAACCCGUUACUAUAAAGUACAGAGGCAAAGAGUAUAGUGGAUUUAGUUCCGACGCCGUUGUGACGAUUCCGGGUACUGGGAUAACUGGCGUCAAUUUACCAGUAAUAGCAGUUGAAAAACAAUCACCAGAUCUAGUUGGUAUCAGUCCGAACCUUGAUGGAGUAUUUGGGUUUGCCUAUUCCUCGUUGUCAAAGCAUCAUCCACCAGCCACUGCAAUGGAUACUUUGUACAAUGAUGGUGUCAUUCCUAAUAACGAGGUUAGUCUUCAACUAUGUCCGUAUGAUAUGACUUCAGAUAGCUUCAUCAAUAUAGGAAACACGGAAAUAGCUGCAAAAUGCGAAACGGAUGGAAGGAGUAUUGCAUGGGUAGAAUCACCAACAACAGAUCGUCAUACUGUCAACAUCAAGAGUAUACUAAUCAAUGGCGAACCAGUGGAGCUGCCUGCUGAAUUCCAAAAAAAGGUGGAACAUGGACAUACUUUGUACUCGGUUAUACAAACAUGUUUUAUACAUAUGUAUUUCCCUAGAGUAGUCGUGAAAGCGUUGGUUGAUGCUAUUCUUGAUAGUGAUGCGAUUACUGUCAAAAAAACUGUGUUUAGUAACAAGCUCAACAAAAAAGAAGUCAAAAGAAUAUUUUGGGAAUACCACGCAAUGUCCGAAUCCGGUUUUAAUAUCGAUUGGGGCAAGCUGCCGUCGUUUACAAUUGUAAUGCAUGCUCAAACCCCCGUAACUGAUGACAAUAGCAAUUCCGUUGUAAAGAUCACACUGGGUCCUAGAGAUUAUAUACAGAAAAUUGAUUAUACAAGAUUGGUGUUUGCUGUAACAACUGGUUCAAAUGACAAAGCAGUUCUUGGUAUUCCAUUUAUGACUCAUCUUGCAGUCACAUUUGAUUUACAGAAUAAACGCAUUGGGCUUGGUCCUGGAUGUGGAUGCGAAACUAUGACUGAUGGAUAUCCUAUUAUUUCAAACGGUGAUCAAGUACUAUGGCCAUUAUCACAAUUGCCUGAACAACCAAGUACUUCAGGUUCAGAUAGAACAUCUAGUCUCAGGAGAUCAUUGUCGCGACUUGGUAAUACUUUUCGUGGUAGUAUUCGUCGUAGUAUUGAUAUGAUGUACGUUAGGACUCUUGGUGUUAGCAAUCAUUAA